UUUAUGAAAAAAUUACUUGCUGUUGCAGCUGCUGCAACUGUUCUUUCUUCUUCAGCUGCUUUUGCACAGGCUGAAGACAUUUUCUAUAUCAAAGGUAACAUUGGUGCCAGUAAGUUGAAUAGAGUAACUGACAAGAUCUCUACUGUGAAACUGAAGUCAAAAACUGCUGCUUUCUUUGGCAUUGGUGGUGGCUAUCAUAUCAUGGAUAAUAUGAGAGCUGAUCUGAUGGUUGACUGGAAAGAUUUUGGCAAAACAAAAUCCCAAAAAUCCUAUACCUUCAACGGUACCAAGAUAGACGGGACUGUUGAGCGUUCAAAAACCGCCUAUAAAGGUCACCACUUUACAUUUGGCUUUAGAUUUGACAUCUAA
Molecule: messenger RNA, 369 nt
Organism: Darwinula stevensoni
Lineage: Eukaryota; Metazoa; Arthropoda; Ostracoda; Podocopida; Darwinulidae
Source: the annotation of a GenBank genome assembly